Molecule: messenger RNA, 925 nt
Organism: Arabidopsis lyrata subsp. lyrata
Lineage: Eukaryota; Viridiplantae; Streptophyta; Magnoliopsida; Brassicales; Brassicaceae
Exons: 1
Coding region: 454-822 (122 amino acids)
Molecular function (GO): enzyme inhibitor activity
Source: RefSeq, a predicted model, not a curated record
UUUAGCUUAAUUCGAUAACCAUAAAUUUAUUGCAUGAACUAAAUAGCUUUGUGGGACUCUAAAAUGUUUAAAACGAUUUCUUAUUUGAGAGUGUUAUUUAGGCAAUUUAAACUAUAUCAAUAAGAGUGAUGAGAUAAUAAGAAGUUUAGAUCUCUCAAAUGGUAACGACAUGUACCAUGUGCUACAUAUUUCAAAUCUAAGGAAGAAAAAUUAUCUAAUGUGUUGUCAUAUUGUUGUUAAAUCAAAUCAAAUCAAAUCAAAUCAAAGUCAAAUUAAUUUCUUACUUUAAAAAAUGGUCAAACUAUCCAAAAAGAAAACAUUCAACAGUUUGACAUAUUGCUAAUAAAUUAAAUCAUUUUAUUAUGGUACAUAGUCUGUUAGCAUUUAAUUUUGAAGAUAUUUUUCAGACUAUAUAAAUCUCACAUAAAUUCAAAAACACAUAGAACAAGAAAAAUGGUUGCAUACGUCGAUAAAAACUUUUCAUCGGCUUGUUUAGUGGUUUUACUCUUUUUUGUUGUCUCAUCGUAUGCAAGGUUUAGUACGAUGGUUACAAAAGAUGAGAUCCACUUCAUAUGCACCCAACAAGAUAUCAAUUCUUCAUUAUGUUUUGAGGUUUUAAAACCAAAUCCUAAAAUUGCUAGAUUAGAUUUUUCUGGUCUCUUCAAAUUUUUGUUCAAUUAUCAGGUUCGGAAUAUUUUGGAUACGCUGAUGCAAUUUAAAUUGUUAGGAGGCUACACGCGGGAUAUUGAGUCUAAAUAUUCCGUAUGCAUAGAAGUAUAUGAAGAUGAGUUUGUGGUCUCGAUGGAGAAAGAGAUAUAUUAGUUUGGAUUUGUGGGUUUUUUUUUAGUAUAGAUUGUUUGGGCUUAGUUUCUUUAUUUUUGGCGGAGCCCAUUAAUAGUUGGGUUUCAUAUUUUUUUUAAAUUUC